Podarcis muralis (Common wall lizard) is the source of this 2048-nucleotide messenger RNA. Its product is annotated as cholinesterase-like. The record is from RefSeq and is a predicted model, not a curated record. Gene Ontology annotation, molecular function: acetylcholinesterase activity. Lineage: Eukaryota; Metazoa; Chordata; Lepidosauria; Squamata; Lacertidae. Gene Ontology annotation, cellular component: plasma membrane. Gene Ontology annotation, biological process: acetylcholine catabolic process; choline metabolic process.
GCAGCUACUAUGUGUUGUUUCCGGAUUUCACCCUCCUCCUUGUGCCUCCUCCUCUUCCUCCUGGCUUCCAGUUCUGCCUCUGAAGAUGAUACUGUGGUGGUCACCAGCAGCGGUCCUAUUAGAGGCAAAAGACUCCCAGCUGGCUCUGGCUCUGUGACCGCCUACCUGGGCAUCCCCUAUGCUGAGCCCCCCAUAGGCAAACUGCGCUUCCAGAAGCCAGUUCCACAUCAGCCGUGGAGCCAGGUCUUGGAGGCCACCAGCUUUGGCAAUUCUUGCCUUCAGGUAAAAAUUGAAAAAAUGCCAUAUGCAGAGCUAUUUGCUGCUAACACACCACUUUCAGAGGACUGCCUCUUCCUCAACAUCUGGGUGCCCCACCCACGGCCAGCCACACCAGUGCCCAUCCUCCUUUGGAUCUACGGCGGGGGUUUCAUCAUUGGCACAGCCUCUUUGGAUAUGUACAAUGGGGCCUUGUUAGCAGCUACAGAGAAUGUCAUUGUGGCCUCCAUGAAUUACCGUGUGGGGACCCUAGGUUUCCUGUACAUGCCGCCAGAUGCCCCAGGAAACGUUGGCUUGUGGGACCAACAUCUGGCUCUGAAGUGGGUGAGUGAGAACGCAGCUGUGUUUGGCGGUGAUGCAACCCGGAUAACUCUCUUUGGCGAAAGUGCUGGAGGAGCCGCAGUUGGUUUCCACCUGCUUUCACCGGCAAGCCAACCCCUUUUUGCCCGUGCUGUGCUUCAGAGUGGAGUUCCCAAUGCCCCCUGGGCUUGGAAGAAUCCUGAAGAUGCCCUAAGAGAUUCGGCGAUGGUUAGUGGCCUUGUGGGGUGCCCUAAAGCUAACCACAGUGCUAUGAUAAGCUGCCUACAGGGGUUGGAAAUGAACAGCAAAAUGUUUGAUGCCUUGCAAACUUUCUUCUCAUUGACAACGGAUGGGGAGUUCCUCCCAGAUGAUCCCCCAAAGCUGCUGGAGAGUGGCCUUGUUCACAGCAAACCCAUUCUCACUGGCGUCACUGCUGAUGAAGGGUCAACUAUGGUAUUUUUUAUGUUUCCUAACAUGACAUCGAAGGAUGCAAUACUGACCCAGGAGCAGGCCCUUAGAGCAGUCAAUGGAACUUUGAAAGGAGCAACCAAACAAAAUGUUGACCAGGAUGUGAUACAGAAGUACACUGAAGGUAGCCAUGGGUCGGAACAAUAUCGUUUGGCCAUGAGUCAUUAUAUGGGAGAUUACUUCUUUGUGUGCCCUCUGCUUGAGUUUGCUGAGAAGGUGGGGAAAGAUAAGAACCAAGUUUAUGUUUACUCCUUCGACCACCGCAAUCCUGACUCUAUUUGGCCUGAAUGGGCGGGGACACCUCAUGGAGCUGAGGUACCUUACUUGUUUGGAAGCGUGGAAUUAGUGUUGCAAACAAACCGGUCGGAGGUGAAGGCUGCCGAAGCCGAAUUGAGCCGCCAAGUGAUGCGAUACUGGGCAGAAUUUGCCAGAAGCGGGAAUCCCACUGGGUCCAUGGGAGAUGAGGCACAGUGGCCUGUCUACAACGCCGCAGAGCAGAAGUUCUUCCACAUUGGCGCAGAUGUGGCAGCCCAGCUCAAACGGAUGUCACCUAGCCCACAAUGCGAUUUCCUGAGCUCCUUGCAUUCCAAGGCCACACAAACAGAAAAAUCUCCAGAAGUUCCUGCUUCAUCUACUUUGGAGAAAGAUGUGAACAGUGCGACAGAAACCUAGAAAGGCAGAACAGAAAUAUCUUGCAGCAAGUGAAAUGGGAAGUUCUGAAAUGGGAAAAAUCAUGCCUUAGAAACAGUUUCAGCUAGGCCUGCUCCUUAACACAACUAUUCACAAUGCAGCUGUUCAUUGGGACAAAACUGACUGAAGAAAAAAACAAAUGGUUUGAUAGGCAGUUGAUGAAAAUGUAAAUCCCACUCAGGCAUUUGGUACUCUGGGCAACUGAGUGCAUGAAUGGGAUCUGCAGAAGACAUGGGCUCAUUUAGGGUUUCCAUCCCCAAGGAGGGAGCCACCUGCAUAGAAUAAUAGAAUCAGAGUUGGGAGGGGCCCAAGGG